Molecule: messenger RNA, 999 nt
Organism: Fraxinus pennsylvanica
Lineage: Eukaryota; Viridiplantae; Streptophyta; Magnoliopsida; Lamiales; Oleaceae
Source: the annotation of a GenBank genome assembly
AUGGAAGGUAGAGAAGGUACUAAUACUUUGCAUAGUAGUGGAGUAACAGUGGUGGGAUCAGAUGCUCCCUCGGACUACCAUGUGGCUCCUAGGACCACAGAGAACCCACCCCGGGUGAGUGGAUCUGCUCCACCUGUGACUGUGACUAUUACACCUCCAGAAAUGGGUGUUACUCCUCCUCCGUCCGCAGCUGCCGGAGUGGCUGGCGCCACCACUGUGAAGAAGAAGAGGGGUAGGCCUAGGAAGUAUGGCCCUGAUGGCUCAGUCACUAUGGCCCUCUCACCUAAGCCGAUUUCCUCCUCUGCCCCACCUCCGGUUAUCGACUUCUCUGCCGCUGAAAAGCGCGGCAAAAUCCGGCCUGUUGGAUCCGCUGGCAAGCCACAACAUCCCAGAAUGGAGUCUGAAAGUUUUGGUGAAUGGGUUUCGUGUUCUGUUGGUGCUAAUUUCACUCCUCAUAUCAUCACUGUUAAUGCUGGAGAGGAUGUCACAAUGAAGGUUAUAUCUUUCUCUCAGCAAGGUCCUCGGGCAAUAUGCAUUCUCUCGGCUAAUGGUGUGAUUUCUAGUGUUACUCUGCGUCAACCUGAUUCUUCUGGUGGUACAUUGACAUAUGAGGGUCGUUUUGAGAUACUCUCAUUAACUGGAUCGUUUAUGCCAUCCGAGACUGGAGGAAUCAGGAAUAGAUCUGGUGGUAUGAGUGUUUCUUUAGCUAGCCCAGACGGGCGUGUUGUAGGAGGUGGAGUUGCUGGUUUGUUAGUCGCCGCCAGUCCUGUGCAGAUUGUGGUCGGGAGCUUUCUGGCCGGGAACCAGCACGAGCCGAAGACCAAGAAACACAAACCCGAGUCUGUGGCUGCUGUCCCUACAGCUGCUAUUCCCAUCUCCAGUGCAGCGACAGAAGAACCAUAUCAAAUAUCAUCUUCUUUCCGUGGAGAUAGCUGGUCUUCAAUGCCCCCAGACUCGAGGAAUAACCCAACUGACAUCAAUGUACCUUUGCCUGGGUAG